Molecule: messenger RNA, 2031 nt
Organism: Pelobates fuscus (common spadefoot toad)
Lineage: Eukaryota; Metazoa; Chordata; Amphibia; Anura; Pelobatidae
Gene: MLEC
Product: malectin
Exons: 5
Coding region: 201-1031 (276 amino acids)
Cellular component (GO): membrane
Molecular function (GO): carbohydrate binding
Source: RefSeq, a predicted model, not a curated record
CGGCCCGCGGGGCGCGGGAUGCGAUGUGAUUGGCUGAGCGGCGAACACGCCAGGUUAGGUUGCAGCCUCGGAGAGCGUGAAUGAAAUGUGCGGGCUGGCGGUGAGGGAGUGCGGGCAGAGCGCCUGCGGCCGGUGAGAGGUCGCCCCGUGUCGGGUUCAGUCGCUGCGCUCGUACCACGCCCAGCCCGUCACCCCGGGAGAUGCCCUCCGUGCUGGCAAUGCUGGGCCCUCUGGCCGCCCUGCUGCUCACCGUGCUCGCACAGCGGCCAGCGCAGGGAGCCGGGCUGCCGGACAGCGUGAUCUGGGCGGUGAAUGCCGGCGGAGAGGCCCAUGUGGACAUACACGGGAUCCACUACCGCAAGGACCCGCUGGAGGGCAGAGUGGGCCGGGCUUCAGACUAUGGAUUGAAACUGCCUAUUUUGAGAUCUAACCCAGAAGAUCAGAUCCUAUACCAGACAGAGCGCUAUAACGAAGACAAUUUUGGAUAUGAGAUUCCCAUUAAAGAAGAGGGAGAGUAUGUCCUGGUGUUGAAGUUUGCAGAGGUGUACUUUGCACAAUCCCAACAGAAGGUGUUUGAUGUGCGUGUGAACGGCCACACUGUUGUGAAGGACUUGGAUAUAUUUGAACGUGUGGGACAUAGCACAGCCCAUGAUGAAAUUAUCCCCAUAAGCAUCAGGAAAGGGAAACUAAGUGUACAAGGAGAAGUUUCCACCUUUACAGGGAAGCUCCAUGUUGAAUUUGUAAAGGGGUAUUAUGAUAAUCCCAAAGUUUGUGCUUUAUUCCUAAUGAAAGGAACAUUAGACGAAGUUCCAAAGCUACAGCCUCACCCUGGCUUAGAGAAGAAGGAGGAGGAAGAAGAGGAGGAAGAGGAUGAUGGAUCCACUAGCAAGAAGCAGAAUAACAAGAACCGCGUGCAGUCUGGCCCACGCACCCCAAACCCAUAUGCCUCUGACAACAGCAGCCUCAUGUUCCCCAUCUUGGUGGCCUUUGGCGUGUUUAUCCCCACACUAUUUUGUCUGUGCCGACUAUGAGGUGCCAGAUGUCAUUUGUUAGUUGGGUUUUCUUUUUUUUUUUUACUUUUUGCAUAUUAUUUUUUUUUUUUUUUAAGUAACCAUGAAAUCCCCACUGAGGCUAGGAGUUCAUUGGUUAUGAAGUAGGAGAACUGGACCUUUUGCAGACAUCAUAGGGGUAAUUGUAUAAUAGAUACAUAGCUGCAGGGCCUAUCUGAGAGCAAAAUCCCUCCCUCCUGCAGAUCGUAUCUGGGUUUGGUUCUGAUAAAAGGGCAAGCACUUUUUAUGUUUUAACAACUGAACUGGAAAAGGAAGUGGUGCUGGUACGAAUAUAACUCUUUGUGCCGGAGUUGCUGCAACCUCUGCACACGUUACAGUGCCUGGUUUCUUCUCUGUUUUGUUCUACCUUGUUAAAUUCCUUGGAGUAGACAUUUUAAGUGGCCCAGAAACUACAGUGUGGAGUUCUAGGCGGACAAUACAUGAUUAUUCAUCGAUGCAGUCAUCAGUGAGAGGGGGCAGUAGCCAGGAUGGUGACAGUGCAAUGUCUUCCUGCCGUGAACACAGUGGGGUAGCAGCUGAGCCAAUGAAAAGACCCAGUUUUCAUGACUGUAUAUUUCCAGAUGUUCUUGUAACGACCACAGUGAUCUGAUUUGUUUCUGCACCAUAGCUCCUGUUAAAGGAUGCAGGGUUGUGUACUUCAUGCUCAGUCUUUGCAAACUUUUUUAAAUUACUACACUCCUUUGUCUUUUCAUAUGCAUGUAUGCUACAAGCUGUCUGUGAGGUCUGUUAAAAUGCUACGAGGUACUAUGUUUCCCCCAAGCAUAUGUUUCUGCAGUAUGUAGCUGCUACAUUCAAGGAUUCUGAUUUUUAUUUUUUAAUUUUAUUUUUAUUUUUACUAAACGGCCACCCCAACCAUUUGUUUUCCUUGGUUAACUUUAAUGUGGGCAAGGAUGUAGGUUACAGUCCCCCAAACAUCUAACAAAUUGAGCUUCUGCACCCUAGUAUGCAAUACCGUGUCAGU